Molecule: messenger RNA, 977 nt
Organism: Poecilia reticulata (guppy)
Lineage: Eukaryota; Metazoa; Chordata; Actinopteri; Cyprinodontiformes; Poeciliidae
Gene: ufm1
Product: ubiquitin-fold modifier 1
Biological process (GO): protein K69-linked ufmylation
Cellular component (GO): nucleus; cytoplasm
Source: RefSeq, a predicted model, not a curated record
CGAUGAAUAUGUAUCAGUGUCACACUGAUGACGUGUACGUACGGGUCCUUCUGACUUCCGGGUCUGGAUAAAUAGACUGCAACGGAGCCGCCUCACCUAAAAUAUGUCUAAAGUAACGUUUAAAAUCACCCUGACGUCGGAUCCCCGGCUGCCAUACAAAGUAUUAAGUGUCCCAGAAAGCACACCUUUCACAGCGGUUUUAAAGUUUGCAGCUGAAGAGUUCAAAGUGCCAUCAGCAACCAGUGCCAUUAUAACAAAUGAUGGAAUAGGAAUCAACCCUGCCCAGACCGCAGGGAACGUGUUUCUAAAGCACGGCUCGGAGCUCCGCAUCAUUCCCAGAGACAGAGUGGGAGGACAAGGAGACUGACUUGUGCAGCAUUUCCCUGUCGAUGGCAUAAUGACUCACACCACAGAUACACACUUACGACCCAGGAAACACCGCAGCAUGUUUCAUAUUUAUUUUUUAAGCCCACACGACUGACAGUGACUCACAUGAGAAUAUGCAUAUUUGAAGUUGCCGGUGACACACAAGAGAUGAGAUGUUAUCAAGCAGGAGCUGAGGUUUGGAGUAACGACGAGAGGAAUGACCUGAAAUGCUGAGUAAUAAUUCUAAGCAAGGCAGAUUUAGAGUAACUUUUGUAUUAUUUCACACACUCAACAAUCAAUACAUAAACAUAAUAUCUUUUUUUUAUUGCUUACUUUAGUUUAACCUGCAUUGUAAAUAUGGCAGCAUAACAGGUGAUUUAUUUUUUUUUUAUUUUAUUUUUUUUAAAUAAAUGUAAUCAGAUUAUUUUAAGGAAUCUUGUUACUUUGCUGAUGAAGAUAAUUAGCCUGCUCACAUUAUUUCUUUCUGUAAAGCUCCUAUCCCUAACAAUCAAAACAACUUGCAUUAUUGAUGUGUUCUGAACUUGUACUGUGGACCCGGUGGAAACAUCCUAUGAGCAAAUAAAACUAUAAAAUUGAAUUCUGCAAACACA